Messenger RNA from Malassezia sympodialis ATCC 42132, 1194 nucleotides. Its product is annotated as 3-deoxy-7-phosphoheptulonate synthase. Gene Ontology annotation, biological process: aromatic amino acid biosynthetic process. Gene Ontology annotation, molecular function: 3-deoxy-7-phosphoheptulonate synthase activity. Lineage: Eukaryota; Fungi; Basidiomycota; Malasseziomycetes; Malasseziales; Malasseziaceae. Gene Ontology annotation, cellular component: cytoplasm. The record is from RefSeq and is a predicted model, not a curated record.
AUGCCUCUAUACGACUCUUUGAAUGACUUGGAUGACCGGCACAUUAAGAGCAUCAAGCCUUUGGUGCCUCCGCAGAUUUUGGUGGAGGAAUACCCACUUUCCAUGGAGGCUGCACAGGUGGUGCAGCAGGGCCGCCGCGACACGAGCGACGUGAUCAAGAAACGUCAAGAUCGCCUCAUUGUUAUUGUGGGCCCGUGCUCGGUUCAUGAUGUGCGCGCCGGUAUCGAGUAUGCUAAGCGUUUGAAGGAAUAUGCCGACAAAGCACGCGACGACCUUCUCAUUGUUAUGCGAGUUUACUUUGAGAAGCCCCGCACCACGGUGGGCUGGAAGGGACUGAUCAACGACCCUAACCUUGAUGGCUCAUUCCAGAUCAACAAGGGUCUUCGCCUCGCUCGUGGAUUCCUUCUAGAGGUCGCAAAGAUUGGACUUCCUGCUGCCACUGAGUUUUUGGACGCCAUUAGCCCCCAAUACACUGCUGAUCUUGUGUCUUGGGGCGCUAUCGGUGCUCGUACAACCGAGUCGCAGGUGCACCGUGAACUAACUAGUGGACUGAGCAUGCCAGUUGGCUUUAAGAAUGGUACAGACGGAUCUGUGCGCAUUGCUGUCGAUGCCAUAAAGUCGUCCUCUAGCUCGCACCACUUCCUCUCUGUCACCAAGCAGGGCAUUUCUGCUAUUGUCGAGACCACCGGCAAUGACUUGUGCCAUAUCAUUCUUCGUGGCUCCAAUACGGGUCCUAACUAUUCCUCAGAGCAUGUGGCUGGUGCCAAGGCUUCCUUGGAAAAGGCCGGUCUUCCCGCCCGUAUCAUGAUUGAUUGCAGCCACGGGAACAGCGAGAAGAAGCACGAGAACCAAAUCAAGGUCGUGGAGAACAUCGCCGAGCAGCUUAGCGCUGCCGACAGUAAUUCUUGGAGCAUCAUUGGUGUCAUGUUGGAGAGCAACCUUGUUGAGGGCCGUCAGAAUGUGCCUCCUGAAGGACCGCAAAACCUCAACUACGGACAGUCUAUAACUGAUGCUUGCAUCGAUUGGGACAUGACCGUCCAAGCUCUGGAUAAGCUGCGUGCUGGUGUUCAGCAACGUCGGCAAAAGACGCCGGAGAACCUGAGGCCUACUACUCAAGUCAACCGGGAUCUGUUGACUCCCCAGAACAAGCAGGAGGGAUUUAACGAUGCUGCUUUGGCUACCCUAGGUAAAUAG